Porites evermanni is the source of this 6039-nucleotide messenger RNA. The record is from the annotation of a GenBank genome assembly. NCBI's taxonomy places the organism in Eukaryota, Metazoa, Cnidaria, Anthozoa, Scleractinia, Poritidae.
AUGAGUUCCGAAAACGCAGAUCAAGUUAAGGAAAGUGUAAAGGAUUACUAUGGCAAAACGCUUAAGACGAAUGAUGAUCUAAAGACGAGCGCAUGUAAAUUUGAGGGAAAGAAAAUGCCUCCUGCCGUAAGGAGUGCUCUGAAACUUAUACACGAGGAGGUAUCCAGCAAGUAAGAGUUUAUUUUGUAGAUUUUUAUUUUGUUGCUCUUUCUUACUCGAUGAAGACUAGAGCGAUUAGCGAGAUAAAUCUGUAGCUGAAGGUGCGCGCAAUCUUGAAUCUUUUCGUACAUGAUGGUACGACAAGCUGACGGAAAAAACCGAUCAACAGCAAUAACCAUAACAACUUUAUUUACCCACGAUAAAAGAAUCAUCAGGCAAGAAGGGAUAUAUCUAGCAGAUUAACUAAUUAAGGCCAGUAACAAUAUAAACACAUGCACAGGGCUGUCAAAAAGUUCUUAAGUAGCGUAUAAAUAAUUAUAUAGUACUAGCGGAGCAGGCUGAUAAUGAAUAGUAGGCAGUUUUGGAACUCGCACCAAAGGCACAAGUUCUUGAGGGCCGAGGCAUCUGGGGACAUUUUGAAAUUUAGAGUCUCGGAAAUGGAGUUUCUAGGUUUCUAGAGUUUUUUUAAGUGUUCGAUUGUGUUCGAUUGGUAAAAUUUUUGGGCAAGUUCAAUUAAGUUAGAUUACUGAACCCAAUCAAAGGCAAUUGAACGAUUGCAGUUUGAUUGGGUUCGAUUACCGAACGUUCAAUAGGCCGGCUGCAUGAAAGAGACAUGACUUUACAUUCCAAUUUGUCAAUUUUCUGCUUGUCAAAAGUGGACUUUGUUGAUAGACUUUGAAACUUUCUUCACAUCUGAAUCAGCAAGGCUUCAAAUCCUUUAACAAAUUCUUCAGGUGCUUAGGGGUUAUUGUUAGUAAGUAUGAAACUACACUGCAGGAGAUGAGACUGGCAUUCAAUGGCUGAAUGGUGCCACUUCAAUCAUUUUUCGUUGUGUGUUUGCCUCAGAAAACAACCAACAUUUUGCUACAUCACCACUGGUUUCCCUAUAAUAUGAUGUCUGAGAAAUGAUUGCAGAAAUUCCAGACUGAUGACGUGUUACUACUGAGAUCUGGGUAGUGCUUCUGAUGAGUUGUGCCAUGUGAGAAAUUUGCUUCAACCAAUCAGAAGCACUACCCAGAUCUGGUUAGUGAGACGUUGUCAGUAUGGAAUUUCUGUGCUCGUUUCUCUUAUGUCAUUUCGCAGAGAAACCAGUGGUCACAUUGCGAAAUAACGGCUGUUUUCUAAGGCUAGUUGUGUGUUCAAGCACAAUGUUAAUAUGUGUGCACUUUAUUUACUUAUUUAACUGACAUGUGCAUUUAGUUAGUUAUUUAGGGCAUUACAUUUGCUUUAGGUUGUUUUCCUACUCAUACACCUUGUAAGUAACUUUACUCUUAUUGUGGGUGGCUCCUCCUAAAAUGUUCUACAAUUGGUCUAGGAUUUAAUGGAGCCCAAACCAAUUGUGGAAUUGCACACAUUUUAGGCAGCAUUAAUUUUUGCAAAAGUGUGGAAGGAAAAGGGGUUUGGACCUGGAGGCGGAGCAUCCCACUCUAACAUUUCCCCCCUUUUCAGUAGUGUUGUCCAGACAAUGACAUACUGUAAGUAGCCAAUAAUUUAAUGAGAUAGGAUGAGCUUUGAUACAAUUUCUGGUAGAUUAUGUUUUGUCCAGGUUAAAUCAACUUAUAAUAUGGGUUAAAUUUCAGGUUUUAUGGAUGUGGUUUGGUAGCCCCAGAAUCUCUUGAGGGCAUGAAAAUCCUGGACCUUGGAAGUGGAUCGGGACAAGACUGCUUUGUUCUUAGUAAACUUGUUGGUGAAAAUGGUCAUGUGACUGGUGUCGAUAUGACAAAGGAACAGGUCUGUGAAAAUUGAUUAGUAUAUAAUAAUUACAGUUUACGUACAUACAUCUACAUGUGUGUGCACUCUUCAGGGUAGUUUUGCAACCUUACAAAGAAUUAUAGGAAAAUAUGUGAAGUUGAGAGAUGAGAACUGGACUCUUUUAGAACUUCUUUAUUAUUAAUUUUAACUUCUUCUCUACCCUCCCCCCCAAAACAACAAUAACAACAACAACAAACAAAUAAGUCUAGUACCUUAAAGAACAGACAUUUGUACACCUGUAAAUAUGCAAACAGUCUCGCCAAGAUUCAGGUCAAUUGUGAUUUUUCAAAUGUGUCAAAAUAUAUUCGUAGUUAUGGGUAAAUGUUUCAUCCAAAUCUAUGGAACUUGUUGUUUGGUGAAAACAUUUUGAUGUACCACUGUGGGUACAAAAUUUGUGUCCCCCAGUGGUUUAAAAAAAUGUGGUGGUUGGAAACGUACAGAAAAAUCUGUCGUUGAGUUUUUCUCUAGAAGCACUGUAAAAUCAUCACCAAUGAGGAGCUCAAUAACAUUAGAAAUAUUAUUUAUACCUAUAUAUCAUACAAGGACUGUUCAGGUAGAAAAAUAUGAUCAGUCACCUUUUUAACCUGCAGCUGUACAAUGUACAUAUCUGCUUUUGCUGCUGCCCUUUAACUUCCACACCUUUGCAAAAAUUAAUGUUGUUGCCUAAGAAAGUAUACCAUACAUGUAAGCAAUGAGACCUAAGGGAUUGCUGGGAACAUUAAUUAAUUCACUGACAUUCUCAUUUAAUUGUGAGUUGUAUGGCUUCAUUAUUUCUUUUGUUAUGGUGUUGAUGAAACUAUAGUCUUGUAUUGUGCCAUGCUCUCUGACGAGAAUUUCUGAGAAAACAUACACCUGUGUGGGCACAGGUGAAGUUAAGAUGAACACUAUUGUAAAGAGCAUUUUGACGUAGCAAUUUGCUAAUAAACCUAUUUUCCUAUGUAUUUACCCACUCCCCUUGUGUAAUUCCCUAUAACUUUGACCCAUUCCCCCACCCCUUGUGGAAUUUCCUUUGUCUUGAACACAUUUUGUGACCUGAAUCAACCCGCAUUAAUCACCCUAGAUGGUACCAUUAAUGUUCAUUUUUCAUAAUUUAUUAAUACUUGUUUAGGUGGAUGUUGCUAACAAGUAUGUAGAAUACCAUGCAGAACAGUUUGGAUAUUCGAAGCCUAACACUGACUUCAAACUUGGGGAAAUGGAACGUCUGUCUGAUUUAGGCAUACAAGAGAAUUCUAUUGAUAUUAUCAUGUAAGUUUGUUUUACAUUGUAUUUUGAUCAAACUGAGAGCUACAGUACAGUGUAUAACUGGUUGUUUGUGACAAAGAAAGAUGUAAUGGUUAAUGCUUUUUAAAACAAAUUUUGCUUUUUGCUGAAGUCUGUCUUUCUUUCACAAUCAUCUGAGCAUACAGUCAAGCGUCAAGCCCCUCUUGGGGUGGGGGAGGGGGCUGAGGGGGGCAUGUAUGUCCCUUGUCUGAAUUUUAAAACCAGUCAUUUCAUGUAUUGUUUAGUAAGUCAUGUCGCUGUUGGUAUGUCUCUUUUGUUUUUGUGAUUGUCCUUGCAGAAGGCUUCCACCAUAACUACAGCUUGCUCUGACUGAUAAUAAAAUAAUAUGUGUUAAAUGAAUUUGAAAAAAUUGUGUUAACUUUUGGGUAUUAUAAAGUAAAAUCAGUACUUUUAGCAGUCAUCUGAGUAAAUGCUUCAAAGAUUUACAGUGCACUUUACAGCACUGUUGUUAACAUCCUUGUCUUUUAAUUAGAAUUUGAUUGUCCAGUGCGGGAGACAGAAAAAAAUGACUUUUAGUUUUAUCUUUUGUACAUUCUGCGAAUAAAACAAUGUAUUUUGCCAAUAAUAUUUUUGGUAAAUUAUUUUCUCCUACAAAGGAAUCACAUGAAUCUCUUUUUUUCUCUCUCAUGUGCCCAUAUGAAUCUUGCCUCAUUUUAUUACAUAGUAUAAAUAAAAUUAUAGUGUUUUUUUUAGUCCCGUGCUAUUAUUUUGGUAGUGUGGAUCCAGUGGUGGAUUGAUUACAAAUCUUGGAAGAAGAUCAGUUUGAAAACCAACAAUAACAUCUCCCUUUUCAUUUUUGAUUUUAUUUAACAGUUCAAACUGUGUUGUCAACUUAACAGCAGACAAAGCAGUUGUCCUUAAACAAGCCUACAGAGUUCUCAAGGUAAGAAUCAUCUUUUUGGCCUGAUGAUUUCAUUGAAAGAUGGUUAUGUGAGUUAAAUGUCCCUAUUACUUACACCAACAGUUACUUUCAAGGUGACUGAUUAUUUUUCAGAACAUUGUUGUUGAUACUGAAAAUUACUAGUAAUCACCAAUACGUGCAAUAUUCUCAUCUUCAGUGGAAAUUUGCUUCUCGACCCUUGAUUUAUUGUCGUGUAUUGUUGUCCAUUUAAGCGAAAAAUAAUGGCAAAUUUUGGCAAUUUGAAGUGUCUCUUCUGUUUUAUUGCCAAAAUUAUGAAAGUGGAUAGUUAAGAGUUCAAAUCUUUUCUCAGACAAUGGAUUUUUUAGAUUUCAGGUGCUGUGAGUUUUGUUUUCAUUGUUGUUUAUUUUUUUGUCCUUUGUAUAAGCAUUCUUUUGUGAUUCCCUUUAGGAUGGAGGUGAAGUAUAUUUUAGUGAUGUUUACACAGAUACAAAUCUCUCUGAGGAAGCCAGAAAAGAUGAGGUACUUUGGGGUAAGGGUUUCAUCCUUGUUUUGUUUAAUUGUAACGUAAUUGAAUUUUCUGGUUUUGCAAUCAAAGCUAUUUCUAAAUGAGUUUUUGUAAAUUGUAUUAACCACUAGUUGUGAUUAUCGAUAAAUAAACAAGGUGCAAUAUUGUUUUUGUCGUUCAGGUGAGUGCAUUUCAGGAGCCUUGCACUGGAAGGAGCUGAUUGAGCUGUGUAAAGAAGUGGGCUUCAGUGGGCCUUACUUAGUUAUAUCCAGGCCACUUGAUGUUGACCCAAAACUGAGGAAGCCGUUAGGUACGUGUAGGUUCAAAGGGAACAAAUACUGAAUUAGUUUUAGUACUAUCCUAGAGGUCCACACCACACCCUGUUCAAGGAAUCUGGUCGUGAAGAAAGAUACCCUUCUCAAGACACUAACUAUUAUUUGUAUAAUAUCCUGGUUAAGCACAUUAAGGGUAAACAUACCCCAGAAAGGAGUAAGUUAAGGGUAGUGGGUUUGAAACCAACCAAAGUCAUAAGAUUUUUUGUUUGUCUCAUUAAUUUUUGUUCCCCUGGGCCUGGUUCCUGAAAGGCUGAUUAGCGCUAAUCCGGGAUUAAAAUUUUGUUUCACUUUUUGCAUCUACCUUCCUAUGCAUUGCUUAGAGUAACAUUUUGUGUUAUCAUCUCUUUUUUUUUCGGAGUAAAGGCACUAUAGUAUUUUGCAAGCUCGAGUUACAUGUUCUUAGACAAGAAAACCUUGCUUAAAAUUUGGCUUAAUCCUGGGUUAAACUUAACCAUCUUUUGAGCAACCAGGCCCUGAUUCCCUUUAUUACAUGUAGGGCUACAAUAAUUGCCGUUUAUCGGUUUACUAGGUAGCACUUGAAUUUUCCUUCCAGAGUUAAUUCUUUGUUCCAUAAUUCAACUCGAGGCUUGUUUUGAUACAAUACAGUUAUGAAAUUGUUCACCCAAUUGUUAAUCUCGUUUAGUGAGUGUGCUCACUGGAGCAUGAUACGGGAAAGGCUUGUUGAGCUAGCCACUGGUGGUGAUGAAUAUUAGAGAGUUCAAGCAUCACUUAUACGGCAAACGUCAGAUUCAAGUUGAGAAUUUCUCAAAAUAGAAAAUGAGCAGAUAAAAACAGCUCAAAACAAUUCUUAUGGAUGAAAAAUUGUGUGAAACUACUAAUUUAUGUGUUGAAAUAAUGAACAGUAAACGACAAGUAAAAGAGAAACUUGGUCACGUGGUACAAAUUCGCGUUUGCCGUUUGCCGUAAACGUGGGUCUUAACCUCUUUAUUUACCCACAGCUAUGUAGGUAAAUGUUUGGUUCUUGGCCCUAGGUGGUCAGAGUUGAAACUUUUUGCUACAUGUUUCUUAUGUUUUUCUAAGGUGAUGCACAGUUUGUGUCUGCUACAUAUCGUCUGUUUAAACCUCCCUGCGACAAGUCUACAGACACAGGCUCCAAAGUCACCUACAAAGGUAAUAAUGUGAAA